AUGAAAUCAAUCUUCUUGGCUCUCGCACUCAUUGGUGCUGCUUCAGCUGGUUACCUCGCACCAGCUGGAUAUGCUGCUCCACUUCUGGGAGGUUAUGCUGCUCCAGCCAUCGCCACCGCCGCUCCACUUGCUUACUCAGCUCCAAUCAUUAACUCUGCCGCUUAUGCUGCUCCAGCUAUCGCCGCUGCUCCAGCUUAUGCCGCCGCUGCUCCAUUAGACUACUCAGCUUCCAUUGCUGCGCCAUUGGCCUAUUCGUCUUACGGAAGUUACGGAUAUGCUGGAUAUCCUUACGGUCUCUACAAGAAGAAGGCUGCUGCUUAA
This is a messenger RNA of Hermetia illucens (black soldier fly), 321 nucleotides long. RefSeq names its product cuticle protein 12.5-like. Bases 1 to 321 code for a protein of 106 amino acids. The transcript has a single exon. Lineage: Eukaryota; Metazoa; Arthropoda; Insecta; Diptera; Stratiomyidae. The record is from RefSeq and is a predicted model, not a curated record.